Messenger RNA from Anthostomella pinea, 645 nucleotides. NCBI's taxonomy places the organism in Eukaryota, Fungi, Ascomycota, Sordariomycetes, Xylariales, Xylariaceae. The record is from the annotation of a GenBank genome assembly.
AUGCAUCUCUCUGCACGUCUCAUCGGCGUGCUCGUCGGCAGCGUAGCCACGUCAGCUUUCGCUGCUCCGACCAUCGAAACGUCGACAUCUACAGACCGUUCAGUUGGCAUUUUGGUCAAGAAGACGCUGGGGACCAAUUACAAAACCUCCGGUAGCGGAAUCGUCAUCCCAAAUAAAUAUGCGUUGGAAACCAGCAAAAAUAGCCUCGGCAUCGAGGAUAUGCGCGAAAAUUUCGGCGUCGUAAUCGUGGGAGAUCUUCCUAAAGAUGCCCAUAGAGAUGCCGACAACAAGUUCGUCGCAAACCUUGUCGGCGAGGACGGUGAAGCCAAUGUGGGUUUCUUGGAAAAAUUUCUGGGCGAAUUUGAGUCGCAGAUCAAGAACGCGCUGGAGAAGAACCCCUUGACCAACCUCAAGGCUUACAUCCUCGGCCCCUAUGUUGACAGGAGCCACGCGCAAAAAUUCACAGACGAGGAGAUCAAGGUCAACGAGCUCGGCCAUGCCAUUAGCAAUUGGAUAACCGAGAUCACAUCGAAGGUGGUCUAUAGCACCUAUAAACCAAAGAAGCUGCUAGGUAUGGUCAAAAACAAGGUCGAAUUGUUGUGUGAGAAAGACAACACUGUCAUACUCAGUGGGGCAUCUCGUUGA